AUGGCCACCGCAACCGUGACGACGCCCAUCAAGAGCCACCGCGGGAUCUUUAACACAAAGACGGCUGGCGGUCGACUGCCUCUCACCCCGUCUCCUCGAACUCGCACAAACAGUGUGACCAACGUGUCCAGCAGCGAGUCUCCUUUUACCCCUCCAAAGCACGCAGACGGCGAGCGCCCUGCCAAGGGUUCCAAAUCGGUCUAUGGAGGUAACCUGUCAUCCCACUUCAGCAAGUCUUUGUCAAAGACCACCCGCUCGCACAGAGACUCUCCCAAGUCCAACAUUGCCAGGAUCCGCAAGUCUCCAAAGCACCUGGAGCUGGGCGUCUCAGACUGGACCUUGACUGGAACGGGUCCGAGCAGAUCCACACCAUCGAAGGAGCGAACAAGGGAAAGGGUGACAAAGGAGAGAGCUGCAAAGGAGAAGGUCUCGAAAGAAAAGGUACCAAAAGAGAAAGCUUCUCGAGAGAAGGUUGCAACAACUCGUACCACUCGAUCAACGAAAACAACUGUUCGCAUUCCUCACAAUGCCGGCGACCGCUUCAUCCCUAACCGCAUGGCAAGCGAGGGCCUGGCUACGGCUGGUACCGCAAAGCCAGAAGAGAACUCUCGCCCGAAGACUAGCGGCAGUGAGGGCUCCGCGGUUCUGGCAAACGCUGCCAGUGCAUUCGACAUCGGUGGUCGCGGCUCUGAGGAGGAUCUCACUGCUGCACUGGAGAACCUAGGUCUGGAGGACAACGAGCCGUCCAGCAACUACUCUCGCCCGGCCCCUGAUGCUGUCGCAUAUGAGUCCUCCCUAGCCAACGCUUGUGGCGUGAAUCUAAACACCCGUAUUCUUGCCUUCAAGCCUCCGCCCCCGGAGUCUUCUAAGCCCAUUGACCUGCGCGCGCAAUACAACCGUCCCCUGAAGCCCGCCGGAGCUCAGUCGGCUCAGUUCCGACGCCGUGUCCAGACGGCACCAGAGCGUGUCCUGGAUGCUCCAGGUAUGCUGGAUGACUACUACCUGAACUUGCUUGACUGGGGCUCUGGCAACCAGGUUGCUAUCGGGCUCGAACGAAAUGUCUACGUCUGGUCUGCUGACACCGGCACGGUCAACUGCCUCCUGGAGACCUCUCCCGACACCUACGUCAGCAGUGUCAAGUGGAGCGGAGACGGAGCAUACGUUGGUGUUGGACUGGGUACUGGGGAAGUCCAGAUCUGGGAUGUGGAAGAAGGAACCAAGCUUCGCAGCAUGUUCGGUCAUGACUCCCGCGUCGGUGUCAUGGGCUGGUCCAAACACACUCUGUCGACUGGCGCCCGCAGUGGACUCGUUUUCAACCACGAUGUCCGCAUCGCCGACCACAAGGUCGCUGAACUCGUUUCUCACACCUCCGAAGUCUGCGGUCUGGAAUGGCGAUCCGACGGUGCCCAGCUGGCGACCGGGGGCAACGACAACCUGGUCAACAUCUGGGACUCUCGAUCCCUGAGCGCUCCCAAAUUCACCAAGACCAACCACCGUGCUGCUGUUAAGGCGCUCAGUUGGUGCCCCUGGCAAUUGAACCUCCUGGCCACGGGUGGAGGUUCUUAUGACCGUCACAUCCACUUCUGGAACACCACAACCGGCGCUCGUACCAACAGCAUCGACACCGGCUCGCAAGUCACCAGUCUGCGGUGGAGCAACCAUUACCGGGAGAUCGUCAGCUCGAGUGGAUUCCCCGACAACUCGCUCAGCAUCUGGAGUUACCCUACUCUGGUCCGCAACGUGGAGAUCCCCGCCCAUGAGACCCGUGUGUUGCACAGCUGCCUCAGCCCAGACGGCCAGAUGCUGGCCACUGCGGCUGCAGACGAGAGCCUCAAGUUCUGGAAGAUCUUCGAGCGCAAGCCUGGCACCAGCGCUGCGGCCUCUCGCGAGGGCGGUGUAGGCAGCAAGGCUCAGAUGGCUAAGUCCAUGACCAUCCGAUGA
Messenger RNA from Paecilomyces variotii, 1941 nucleotides. Its product is annotated as WD-repeat-containing protein Slp1. Gene Ontology annotation, biological process: anaphase-promoting complex-dependent catabolic process; positive regulation of anaphase-promoting complex-dependent catabolic process; positive regulation of ubiquitin protein ligase activity. The transcript has a single exon. NCBI's taxonomy places the organism in Eukaryota, Fungi, Ascomycota, Eurotiomycetes, Eurotiales, Thermoascaceae. Gene Ontology annotation, cellular component: anaphase-promoting complex. The record is from RefSeq and is a predicted model, not a curated record. Bases 1 to 1941 code for a protein of 646 amino acids. Gene Ontology annotation, molecular function: protein binding; ubiquitin ligase activator activity; anaphase-promoting complex binding.